AUGAGACUUGCAGUGAGUUGUGCCAUGAAUCAGAACAGAAGCAUGCAAGCACAUGAUCUAUUGAUGAAGAAGGGGAUUGCAGUGAAGUCGUUUGGAACAAAUUCCGUGAUCAGAUUGCCUGGGGAGACGGCUGAUGCAGCGAAUGUGUAUGAAUUUGGAACGACAUACAAGGAGAUACAUGAAGAUCUGUGUAGGAAGAAUGAGGAGUAUUAUAGAGAGACGGGGAUUCUGUACUUACUGGAGAGGAACAUGAGAGUGAAGGAGAAGCCCGAGAAUUUUUUUGAGAGAAGCAAUGAGUUUGAUCUUGUGAUAACGUGUGAGGAGAAGGUGUUUACGAGUAUAUAUGAGUACUAUGUAGGGAAGAAAGUAGGAUCUGGACGUUUUGUGAUGGUGAACUUUGACAUUAAGGAUACGCCGUCUGAUGCAGUUACAGGAGCUCUUGAGAUUCUUGAGUUUGUUGAGGAGGUGAAUAGAUUUGAGCAGGAAGGGCUUGAAUAUGCAGUGCGUAUGGCGCUUGAGAGGCACUUUGAAAGGAGAUCAAGCAUGCUUCUGUUUAGUGUAGUGAGUCUGUGA
Messenger RNA from Ordospora colligata OC4, 573 nucleotides. RefSeq names its product subunit A of RNA polymerase II. The transcript has a single exon. Gene Ontology annotation, biological process: termination of RNA polymerase II transcription. Gene Ontology annotation, cellular component: nucleus; mRNA cleavage and polyadenylation specificity factor complex. Lineage: Eukaryota; Fungi; Microsporidia; Ordosporidae. Bases 1 to 573 code for a protein of 190 amino acids. The record is from RefSeq and is a predicted model, not a curated record. Gene Ontology annotation, molecular function: RNA polymerase II CTD heptapeptide repeat phosphatase activity.